Molecule: messenger RNA, 1578 nt
Organism: Fusarium proliferatum ET1
Lineage: Eukaryota; Fungi; Ascomycota; Sordariomycetes; Hypocreales; Nectriaceae
Product: related to transcription factors
Exons: 7
Coding region: 1-1578 (525 amino acids)
Biological process (GO): regulation of DNA-templated transcription
Cellular component (GO): nucleus
Molecular function (GO): RNA polymerase II transcription regulatory region sequence-specific DNA binding; zinc ion binding; DNA-binding transcription factor activity, RNA polymerase II-specific
Source: RefSeq, a predicted model, not a curated record
AUGACCGACCGGAAUGCCGCUACCAUGGGCAAGAGCGCUAAGCAGGAGCCUGCCAAAGGCGACGAUGGCAAGGCUGUGAAUCGCGACAAGAGCUCGAAUGCCACUGCUUCUGGCAAUCAUAAGGCCCCUACGAAAAAGAGACGCAAAGUCAACCACGCUUGCGUAUAUUGUCGACGAUCUCAUAUGACUUGCGAUCUUGAGAGACCAUGUACCAGAUGCAUUAAACGGAAUAUUGGACAUCUCUGUCACGAUGAGCCUCGCGAUGCCGAUUCCAAGAAAGCAAAGAGUGUCCAAAGCACCCAGAGCAUACAGGCGCCCUCUGUAGUUGAUGAAUCAGACGCACAGUCCGAUAUGGCUCGUAGCUCGAUUUCUAGUACCAUGGGCCCACCUCCCCCAACGUUCGACACGACGAGGCAGCGAGGUUCCAAAUCUUUUGGGGGAGUCCUCGGUCAAGGUAGCCCACUGUCCAUUGUGCAACCCGGCCAGGUCUCGGGCCUGCAGGGCAAUGCGUUGAACAACGGCAACAGUAACGCGAAUCAAUUUGCUGGUUUCCAAGAUGCGUGGAUGACAGCUCAGAACCAUUUUCAUGAUAUGAACAGCUAUCACCCCAAUUACAUGAUUGCCUCAGAAGUCACUCACGAGUUCAAUCUUCUCAACGAUUUCCUCCAUACGAGUCUGCUCGAUGACGGUAGUGUGCCGCCAGAGGAACAGCAGAGCCCGGCAUUCAAGCGGUCGAGCCAGAGCCAGUCGGAAAUGCUACCCAGGUUUGGUAAUAAUAACACCAACACCUCUAUGGGAGUCGGUGGUUCAAACACCAUGUCAAACAUGACAGAGGGAUCAAUGCUGCCACCCCCUCCGAAUGUUGAGGGCAAGAACAUUCCACGACCGGGAAGCGUUGUGCCCGCCGACAAGGCUCGCGAAUACUAUCUACAAGCUGCCGACCCAUCAGGCAACGACACGCCAGAGGAGCGAAUGGCGCGUGUGCUCAAGGCCAAGUACGACGCUGGACUCUUAAAACCAUUCAAUUACAUCAACGGUUAUUCUCGCUUGGGUGCAUAUCUCAAUUCACACAUCACAACAGCGUCAAGGGAAAAGAUUCUCAGGACCAUCGCCCGGUUCCGGCCCGCUUUUCGAGAAAAGGCACAUGCUUUGACGGAUAUAGAACUUGUGUACGUUGAGAUGUGGUUUGAGAAACAGCUCAUGGACUAUGACCGGGUGUUUGCAAGCAUGGCAGUGCCCGCGUGCUGCUGGCGAAGAACCGGUGAAAUCUUCAGGGGCAACAAGGAGAUGGCAGAGUUGAUUGGCGUGUCAGUAGCUCAGCUUAGAGAUGGCAAAAUCGCGUUGCACGAAAUCCUCACAGAAGAAUCAAUGGUGCGAUACUGGGAAGAGUUUGGCACGAUUGCCUUCGAUCCAGCACACGAGACCCUCUUGACGGCCUGCUCCCUGAAGAACCCAACCCCUGGGUCAACGCAUCCAGUUGUGAAAUGUUGUUUCUCGUUCAUGAUCAGAAGAGACGAGCACAAACUACCAGCUCUUAUUGUUGGUAAUUUCUUGCCGCAUGACCCACCAGCACAAUAA